Molecule: messenger RNA, 3452 nt
Organism: Brassica rapa (field mustard)
Lineage: Eukaryota; Viridiplantae; Streptophyta; Magnoliopsida; Brassicales; Brassicaceae
Product: pumilio homolog 11
Biological process (GO): post-transcriptional regulation of gene expression
Cellular component (GO): cytoplasm
Molecular function (GO): mRNA binding
Source: RefSeq, a predicted model, not a curated record
UCUCCUCCUCCUUGACCUCGAUUUCAAACCCAUUCGUGAACACAACAGCUGGUUUGUGUCAGAAUCUCAGUAAAAUGGGUAUCUCCGACGAUGAAGAAAGGAGUAGUUUCACAGGAUCCCAUCCUCCUUUUCUUGACAAUCUUCAUGGAUGUUCCAGAUUCGUGAGAAGACUUGGUGUUUCUUCUCAUCGUCAAAGUCUAACGCAGAGCUCUCACGGUGACAACAGUCUCAUGCUUGGAUUGCUUGCUCCGGAAGACUACUACCCUAACCACCACAUAGGAGGCUUUACAGAGAACACGUCACGUCGAAACAGAGAUUACUACCACCUCUUCGAGGAGCAGCAACAAAACCCACGACGACACAUUUCUAAAUGCAUGAAGGAAGCUUUGUCUCCAGAUCUUGUGUCCGUGCUUGGAAUCUACGGAUCUGUCUACCUAACAGCAAAAGAUCAGAUGGGUUGUCGGUUUUUACAGAAACUGAUGGAAGAAAGAAGCUUUCUUGAUGUUAUGGUUAUAUUCAGAGGAUUGAUAAAUCAUGUCAUCGAACUUGGAAUGGAUCAGUUUGGGAAUUUUCUCAUACAAAAGCUUAUCCUAAUCUCCAACGAAGAACAGAGAACAAAAAUCCUCAUCAACCUGACCUCCACACCUGCCUUGCUUAUCGAAAUCUCCCUCCACAACUAUGGGACAAGAGUUGUGCAGAAGCUGAUUGAGACAGUGAGAACAAAGACAGAAAUCAAUCUGGUUAAGUCAGCUCUUAAACCGGGUUUGCUCUCCCUGGUUAGAGAUUUAAAUGGAAAUCAUAUUAUUCAAAGUUGCUUAAAAUUCCUUUCCCCUGAAGAUAACAAGUUCAUUUUGGAGGGUGCUACGAGGUUCUGUGUCACAAUUGCAACUCAUAAACAUGGAUGUUGUGUGCUGCAACACUGCGUUAAAUACUCAGUUGGUGCGGAACGUGAGAAUCUCAUUGCUGAAAUAGCCAGAAACUCUCUCCACCUUGCACAAGACCCUUUCGGGAACUAUGUGGUGCAAUACAUAAUAGAGCAGAACUUGGGAGGAGUAAAUGUAAUGUUUGAGUUAAAAGGGAAUUAUGUGAGAUUGGCUACACAGAAGUUUAGUAGUCAUGUAGUGGAGAAAUGUCUUAUACAUUAUCCCGAGAGUAGAUCCCAGAUUGUCCGCGAGCUCGUCUCUGUUCCAAACUUCGAGCGUCUUCUUCAGGACCCUUUUGCUAAUUACGUUAUCCAGUCCGCUCUAUCUAAAACUAAGGGCUAUGUUCGGGCGAGCUUGGUGGAUAAAGUACGUACAUUUGGAAACCUUAAGAUGAAUCCAUAUUGCAAGAGGAUAUUCUCCAAGAGCCGCCACUUGAGGAAGUGAUCAUAACAGAUUUAACCCCUAAUGCAAAAAAAAAAGGUAUUGUUGUUUUGCUGAAGAUGUAGGACUUGACACUAUGAUCCAUACAAGACAGGAGAUCCCCUUUGUUGUCUCUUGUCUUUUUUGGAUGUUGUUUAUCGUCUAGUAUUGAAACUGAUCUAACGAGUCAUGUUUUUAUGUGGUUAACAUUUUCCUCCCUGAGUUAAAUUGUGUUUUUAUGAUUAGGUUUUGGUUCGGUAUCUUCGGUUUUCAAUUUUAUGGGGUUACCGAAAAAUGAAAUCAAAGACAAAUAAUCUAUAAUUUGGUUUUGUUCGGUUUGAUGUAGUUUGGUAUCUUUUUAGUUUAACAUGUAGUUAACUAAAACAUAUAAACGAGAUUUUACUGAGUUCAUGCUUCAAACUUAAAGCCUUAAUCUUGCAAGGGUUUUUAAUUAAAAAAAUGCACUAUAUUACUAACUUUAUAGUAAACAUUACAAACUACCAUAAACUUGUUAAUCAAGUACACAACUCGUCUCUCCUCAGUCCUCACCAACCUCUGAAUCUUGUCUCCCUGCGUUUCCUUUUAUGCCAAAACCGAGCUCUAAAACGCAGGGCAACAGAGUUCUUCUUUAGGCAAAGCACGUGACGUAUGCGUGCGUCGUGCCACUUGAAUUGUGGAAACUGGGCUCUCCAUGGCCUUAUUUGAGUAAGCAUAUCCUUUGAAUCCUCGAGAUAAACUAAAUAGUCUCCAAGUGACACGUCAAAGAAAAGGGGUGAGUUCGCCCUAAUACUUUUCUCUCUGUCCCGAUAAUCGAGGCGCCGCCUCAACCGUUUCACUCCGACGCCGGUAGAGCCUUGGCUCACCGGCGUUGGGCGCUUCAACCUCCGCGUCGUCCUCUUUCUUUUCGUAUCUGCUCAAGCUCAAGAUCCCGUGCUCUGUUCACCGUUCGUAUGACCCUUUCUUGGUCGAAGUUAUCCUCCAUUUCGUAUUUUUCCGGGGGCUCCCGGCUACAGUUUUCACUCGCCUCCUCUAAUCAACGCCAUCAACGCCAUAGCUCUGUUGGUCCGGCUCCGUCAGGAAUCAGAUCUGUGAGGCUCAAUCUUCCUCUCCUCCCUACGGUGCCUCCUCGGCUAGAAAGCCCCCUCCGACAUUCGCCUUCCAUACCACCACAAGUCCAACUUCAAGCUUCGGCUUCCAACGUCUGUAAACCCGGUGUCCGUGGGGCUCCACAAUUAACUCAUGUUUUAGAUCUGGAUUUUUGUCGUUUGUCUCGGUUGUGCUCACCUUAUGUCUCCUCCAUCACCACGGUCGCUGGCCUUCCUACUCCGCUCACCGCUCCAUUGUCAUCAUCUCAGCCAUAUCAGUUAAACAUCGCCGCUUCUUUGCUCCGCCGUGAUUCUUCGCAGUUCAUCGGAUUCUUUGACCGAGGAAGGCUGAGUCAUUUUGUUCAUGAGAUGGGCUACUUUCAUUUUGCAGUGGGCUUGACAAGCCCAAUAAAGCUCCAAGGCUCCCAUCUCUUCCUAGCAGUUUCACAGCCUACGUUGAUGUGGGGUGGAUUGGUCUCCUUGACUAAUCUUCUAAAAAUGUUUGGUGGGUUCACUAGCGUUUUUACAGAGACAUAUUUACACACAAAGUUUCAUCUCUCUUGUUCGAAGAGUAGCCUCUCUUUCCAUUUACCGGUGGGUUCACUGGGAUCAUCAUUUUCAUCAUCUGCUUCCUUUUUAAGGAGUGCCUUCCCUCCAAUCUUGUGGAGGUGUUUGUCCAUAUCUAUAACCGUCUUGCUAUCUUGUGGAGCGGUCCGUUCGGGACCUGAAGAUGCAGCGGGAUUCGUUUCGACGAGUUUCCGAGGUGCGGAUUGGAUGUCAACGUCACAAUUUAAGGUGACUAUUUCUCUGCUGCCCGACCAUGUCGUGAAAGCUACACUGACGCAUUCAAGCACCGUCUUGAGUUCGCUGUCAUCUUCUUCUUUUGAAGACCUAUCCUUUUUAUCUUAUGCUAUUGUAGUUUAUGUUUUCAAUCAAAGAGGAUGGACAAUUCCCUCUAUUAUUUGUAAUCAAGCAAGUUGACGUUAAUUAAAAAGUUGUGUUUCAAAAAAAAAAAAAAAAAAAA